Molecule: messenger RNA, 2415 nt
Organism: Acanthocheilonema viteae
Lineage: Eukaryota; Metazoa; Nematoda; Chromadorea; Rhabditida; Onchocercidae
Source: the annotation of a GenBank genome assembly
AUGCUUUUGUGUGGUAUCGGUUACACAAAUUUAGUUGCGGGAACAUGUCCUGUCAUAGCCGAACAUCAACAACAGCAGCAAUACGAAAGUUGUUCCUCUAAUUCCGCAUCCACAUCUACUUUGCAUGCUUUUCAUUUUAUUGUAUCUGGGCAACAAGCAACAACUGUAAAUGAUGUAGCAUGUCAGUGUGAUGGUGAAAUUGGUAGUGAUAACGAUGAUAACAGUGGCAAUAGCGGUACUUGUGGUUGCAGCUCAAAUGAUGGUCUUUUUCCAACAAACCCAUCGUUACUGUUACCUGUUAAAAUCGGCGCUUUACGCAAAAGACAGCUGGUAACAUUUCAUUCAACGUUGAGUUGCAUGAAACUGUUAAACGACUUAGAAAGUGAAAAUGCACCAUUGUUUGCUGAUACUCUCCGUGACUCCUCGCUGUCUUCCCUUACGCAAUCGACCGGACAGAAGACGUUCGAGUACUCAGUAUGUCGUAAUCAUGUUCCUGUGAUUUCUGCUGGUAUCACUGAUACCACUCCACUACCAGUUGUUGCUACUACGGUAGUAAGCAAUGACACUAUUACUGAACAACAUGCUUUUACGCCUACUGUCAACGACAUUCCGACUAGAAAAAUGAGGUUGGCAUCAUCUUAUGAUGUCACUGUUGUUCGGGUUCGACACUUGACAUUAUCACGUUCGGCUAGUGAUUCUAAAUUGUGCAUUGGAACUGGGCCACAGCCAGAGCUUGCACUUGCUGAUAUACAAUCAUAUGACGCACGUUGUAAAGGUAUUGAUGAAUUAAGUCGUGUAACUGCAGAUAUCGCUGCCGAGAAUCCGGAUAUGAUCCGUUUUCAACAAGUACUCAACUCAUGGGGUAAUGCUGAUGUGUUAUGGUCUGUGUUUAAUGGAAAUGCGCUAUUGUUGAACAGUAAAGACUUGUCACUUCCAUCAUAUACACGUCAUGCGUCAAAUACUUAUGUUGAUAUUGAUAUGCUCAGUAAGGAAUUUCGAGAAAGGAUAUGUGCUAUACUACAGAAGAGUAGCAUUGGAGAAAAUUUGCUAAAGAAUUCCCUCAAUGGUACCAUUUUCUUGUUACAAGCACGAAGCAAUUUUAUUGCUGGCCUACUUUUAAUACAUCAAAAUCAGUGUACAGUGGAAUCGGAACGCAGUUUUCUUACGCCUCAUUUACAUUUAAUUGCCGCAUUACUUUCUAUUGUUGCCAACAUUGAAGAGCAGAAACGUUUAGCACAACAAUCCGAAGUGUUUCUUACCAUGACGCAGAAUGUAUUCUCUAGCUUACAAGAUAUGAACUUAUUGGUGAGAAAUAUAACGAAAGAAGCCAAAACUCUUGUGCAUGCCGAAAUAUGUUCAUUGUUUCUUCUUGAUCGUGAGAACUCUGAAUUGGUUGCGGAAGUAUUCGAAAAAGAUGGCUCAAAUGAUGAGUACCUAACGGAAAUCAGAAUGCCAGUGUCUCUAGGCAUUGUUGGACAGGUUGCAAGCACUGGAGAAAUGAUGAAUGUUAAAGAAGCCUAUAGUCAUCCAUCUUUCUAUCCAAAAGUGGAUGAACGAACCGGUUUUGUUACGCGAAAUAUAUUGUGCUUCCCGAUCAAGGAUAGUUCUGGAAACCUCGUUGGCGUGGCUGAGCUAUGUAAUAAAAUUGGAAAGCCUGCCUUUACGAAGCACGAUGAACAAAUUGCGAUGACAUUUGCAGUAUAUUGUGCUAUCAGUAUAUCACAUUGUCUGCUUUAUCGGAAGCUGCAAGAAGCUCAUAGACGAUCACAUCUGGCUGCGGAAUUACUAGUACAGAGUUCCACAUUGUCGAUUGCACCAGAAGAUUUGUUACGAUUAACAGUAGGUGAAAUACCAGCAACGACUUCCUUUUCUCCAGAAUUUGAUCAUUUUAAUUUUCCACCACGUUCCAUAGGAUCAGGUGAUACCUAUGUUGAAGCAGCAUUGUCCAUUUUUAAGGAUCUGGGUUUUGUUCAACGAUUUCGCUUACAGCGACAAACGUUGGCUUGUUUCUUAUUAAUGGUUCAAAAGGGUUACCGUGAUGUGCCUUAUCACAAUUGGUCUCAUGCAUUUGCAGUUGCGCAUUUUGUAUAUUUGUUAUUGCGGACUGAAACAGCACAUAAUGCACUCAAUGAACUAGAAAGUUUUGCUCUCUUUGUUGCAAGUUUAUGCCAUGAUAUCGAUCACCGUGGUACUACCAAUGCAUUCCAAGUACAGUCGCGUACACCGCUGGCUCAGUUAUAUAGCAGCGAAGGCUCGGUGUUGGAACGACAUCAUUUUGCUCAAACAAUAUCAAUAUUAAAUAUGGAAGAAUGCAAUAUAUUCGUUUCAUUAAAUCGACAUCAGAAGAACGAUGUGAAGACACGUGUUAAAUUGUACUUUAUUGCUAGUGGAACCCACUCAAACUUGGGUAAUUAA